CAAUAUGACCGCUAUGUGUUAUAAACAUUUUGCGAGUAGUUCAUAUAGAUAGUAAAAAUCGUUUUAAAAAGGUGAUAACGUGUGGAUUCGUGGGAUUAAGUAUAAAUGUGUCAGCUUGUUACAUCCGUUUUCUGGUUAACACCAAACUCAAUGCAUGAAGAGGGGUUUGCUAAUUUAACUUCAAUUGAGUAACUCCUUUAAAAAGAUUAUAGAAAGGUCAAAUAGUCUUCACAUAACAAGAUGCGUCGACUCGUUCAAGAACAAAACACUUUCAUGUAAUAAAGUUAGGAAAUAACGGAAAUGCCAAAACGGUGAUAGUGAGUGAACGGAACGAGGAUUUAGUGAAUGAUAGUUGACAAAAUGAAGUGGACUGUGAUCACCAUGUUCUCUUAUAUGCCUUUACUUAUGAGGGUGGCUAACGCUAGUCGGGUACACGCCGUCAGUUUUCUCACCAAUUCUUCGUAUCAAGAAGUGGAAUUGAAGUCAGAAUCGAGUUUAUCGCUUCGGGAUAUUUUACCAGUGAAAGCCAAAUACUAUGACAAGAAUAGAGCUCCCAAGCUCUCUGGACAGCCCACUAUUGUUUAUUUUCACGUGACCGUUCUAUCAUUGGAUUCCAUUAAUGAAGAGAGUAUGACAUACGUAGCUGAUAUAUUUCUUGCUCAAUCUUGGCGUGAUCCUCGACUUCGCCUACCCGAGAACAUGCACGAAGAAUAUCGGAUCCUCGACGUGGACUGGCUGAAUAAGAUCUGGCGACCAGAUUGCUUCUUCAAAAAUGCGAAAAAAGUCACCUUCCACGAAAUGAGCAUUCCAAACCACUAUCUCUGGUUAUAUCAUGAUAAAACACUGCUUUAUAUGUCAAAGCUCACGUUGGUGCUGUCUUGUGCGAUGAAGUUCGAAUCAUAUCCUCAUGACACGCAGAGCUGUUCCAUGAUGAUAGAGAGUUUAUCACACACGGUUCACGACCUUGUCUUUAUUUGGAAUCUGACUGACCCACUCGUUGUUAACCCAGAAAUCGAACUGCCACAGCUUGAUAUUUCUAACAACUACACAACGGAUUGCACUAUCGAAUAUUCAACGGGGAAUUUCACCUGUUUAGCCGUCGUUUUCAAUUUGCGCCGACGACUUGGCUAUCAUCUUUUCCACACCUAUAUACCCUCAGCUCUCAUCGUAGUCAUGUCCUGGAUCUCUUUCUGGAUAAAACCCGAAGCAAUACCUGCUAGAGUGACCUUAGGUGUUACAUCACUCUUAACCUUAGCGACACAAAAUACACAAUCUCAACAGAGUCUACCGCCAGUUUCUUAUGUAAAAGCGAUUGAUGUCUGGAUGUCUUCUUGUUCUGUCUUCGUGUUUCUAUCGCUGUUCGAGUUCGCGGUAGUCAACAAUUACAUGGGCCCAGUAGCCACUAAAGCCAUGAAGGGUUACUCCGACGAGGAUCUCAGUAGGGAGCUAGAUGCUUAUAAGCACAUAUUCCCGAAUUCCGUGGAUCCCCGUGCCAGUACCUCUGCCUCGAUCCCUCAAUACGACACCUUCUGCAACGGGAGGGAGACAGCUGUAUACAUAGACCGGUUCUCUCGUUUCUUCUUCCCGUUCUCUUUCUUCAUUUUAAACGUUGUAUAUUGGUCCACAUUUUUGUAAAUAUACAAUAUAAUCACUUAAUUUCUUUUAGGUUAUCUUUGUAGGGCUACCAACUCUUAUAAACUUCCUUGUCUGGAAACAUAACACAAUGUUGUACAUUAAAAUAAAUGAUAUAUUUUAUAAUAAAAGCUGAAAAAGGAAAGUAAUGGCAACAAAAAAAUAUUCAUCAUUAAUUAUAUAUUUAAUUUUCCUGUCCUGCUGGUGAUGCAAGUGGAUGGAUUAUAACUAUCGAAUCAGAGGUUUUUCAUAGUUUAUUUAAUAUGUAACAUUAUAAAUAUCUAUAUAAAAAUAUUCUUAUAAUAAAUAAAAUAUAUUCAUAGUAAGCUCUAGUCGACAACCCUAUUAAUAAGUUAUGUAAUGUCCAUUGUAUGGACUUACACGUAUAUAGUGUUCAAAGUUUUAUUAUUUUCAUUAGUAUAUAAGUUUAUAUAUUACAAAAAGUCCAAUGUGUGUGUCAGAAACGUUUAAUGAAAUGUUGCAGCCAUCAUAAAACAAAUGUUCCGUAACAGCCUGUGAAUGUCCCACUGCUUGGCUAAAAGCCUCCUCUCCCUUUUUGAGGAGAAGGUUUGGAACUUAUUUCAUCACGCUGCUCCAGUGCGGGACGGUGGAAUACACAUGUGGCAAAAUUUCGGUGAAAUUAGACACAUGCAGGUUUCCUCACGAUGUUUUCCUAAACCAGAAAGCACGAGAUGAAUUAUAAUCACAAAUUAAGCACAUGAAAUUUAGUGGUGCUUGCCCGGGUUUGAACCCACAAUCAUUCGGUUCUUACCACUGGGCCAUCUCAACUAUAAACAAAUGUUAUAAAAGUGAAUUUCAAUAUUAAUUAUUUUCUACCAAUAAAUAAAAAUAUUGAAAACCUAGAAGCGAAUCAACGUGGAGGUACUCUAUUUAUCAAUAUUAGAUUUCCUAUUAAUAUAAUAUUUUAUUAGUAUUAAUAUAUUACGGUUUGGUGUAUGAGUGAGCCAGUGUAAAAUUACAUGAAUUCAAAGUAGUGGUCAAUCAACUAGCAAUAUAUAUUGCGGUGUCUUAAAAAGCUUUUAUUCGAAACUUUUUAUAUCCACUCUUAAUAUUACUUACUUGACAUUUUUCACGAAGCCAUAUUGAAUACCAUAGAACAUUUUAAUCUUUACCAAAAUGUCAUCGCAAUUCAAGGACAAGGCUAUUUAUUAUAAUCUUAACUGUUCCCACCAUUAAAAUCAACUAUAUAUGUAAUCGCUCUUAUUGUUUAACUAAAAAAAUAAAAUAUAUUAAUAAAAUUUUAUAAUUGCUUAAUUAAAUCUUAGUUUUUACUAAACUCACUAAUGUUAUCUCUUUGUGUUAUUGAAUGUUUGUUAUAUCAUAACGCCAGGACUACUGGACGGCCUCUAUGGCUCUCAGUUUUAUUUUUUACUUAGAUAUAUUUAAGUUAGGAGUUGUUUUAAGUAAUUCUGCUUUCCGUUUUAAGGUUUACUUAUGAAU
Molecule: messenger RNA, 3093 nt
Organism: Nymphalis io (European peacock)
Lineage: Eukaryota; Metazoa; Arthropoda; Insecta; Lepidoptera; Nymphalidae
Product: glycine receptor subunit alpha-4-like
Exons: 9
Coding region: 346-1635 (429 amino acids)
Biological process (GO): nervous system process; chloride transmembrane transport; signal transduction
Cellular component (GO): synapse; neuron projection; membrane
Molecular function (GO): extracellular ligand-gated monoatomic ion channel activity; chloride channel activity; transmembrane signaling receptor activity
Source: RefSeq, a predicted model, not a curated record